Molecule: messenger RNA, 975 nt
Organism: Durusdinium trenchii
Lineage: Eukaryota; Dinophyceae; Suessiales; Symbiodiniaceae
Source: the annotation of a GenBank genome assembly
GUGAAAGGGGGAAACGUUUGGCUGCUGAAUUUUCUGCACCCAUGUCGCUUGCGGCCACGAAGACGUGUGCUCAAUGGACUUGACACCUGAAUUCCGUCGCCUGGCCGGGCUUCGUUCCGUGCCUGACGAGCAAGAUGAGCGCUUGAUGAAGCCGCGCAGUGGCUUCAUCCUGCAGGCAGAGGAGCAGCAGAGCCGAUUGAAGCGCCUGCGACAAAGCCUGGACCGUGACGCCACGAAAGAGAUCAAUCACAUCCAGGCCAGUGUCGCCCAGUUGGAGGCUUCUCUGGAGGUCGCCGAUGCGUCGAGAGACGACCUCGGCCACCGCCGUGGUGUGGUGGCGGCGUUGUAUGAGGAGCUUCGGACUCUGGCCGAGCGAGUUCAGCGAGAGCAGGUCAGUCAGCUCGAGCGAGAAGCAGAGGUCGCCAGCUUCUUCACGGCUCCCAUGGCACCGAGCAAGGCACCGAUGACAGUGCCUCCUGUGGUGCCCGCGAUGGAGGAUCUGGGUUUGCCCAAUCUGGAGGCCAACAAGUCAUCUCUACGUGCGGAGGAGCAGCGGCUGUUGGCCACCUUCAGCACGGAUUUGGACAAGAUCCAAGAGACCCGGGCCAAGAUCGAAGAAGUCGCGACCAUGGUUGGGCUCUUUGCCACGAAGGUGGCAGAGCAGACCGAGCAGACGGACGAGUGUUACCAGCUCACGGAGCAAAGCACCAGCUACGUGGAAGGAGCGCAAAAGCAUUUGGAGAGGGCCAUUGAGAAUCGGAACUCCUACCGCUUCUAUGUGGUUUGCUGGUUCCUAGGCUCAGCGAUCUUUCUACUGGUCUUUGAUUAUAUUGAUUCGCGCUGGUCCCUGAUUUGAAGGUGCUGCGGAAAGGUGUGGAAAGGCGUGAAAUCACGCCGGUGCUUUCUGUGACACAGUGGAGUUGUGCAGUGCAGCUCAGAUGGUUAGGAGACUCGCAUGAGAAUGGAUAGAAAGAA